This is a messenger RNA of Didymodactylos carnosus, 2541 nucleotides long. NCBI's taxonomy places the organism in Eukaryota, Metazoa, Rotifera, Eurotatoria, Philodinida, Philodinidae. The record is from the annotation of a GenBank genome assembly.
GCCUUAGAUCGAUAGAAAAUUAUAUUCUGAACAAAAUAAGACAUCCGCUAGCCUACCCAGGUUUUGAUCUUGAGAAAUCUUCGAAAUACACAAAAAUUUCUUUUCAUAAAAAUUUUCGAAUUUGAUAUUUUAGUUUCCUGCCUAUUUCUGCUGACCAGAAAGUACUAGAAGAUUCGAAGAUGUCUUAUUUUGUUCAGAAUUUGAUUUUCUAUCGAUCUAAGGUACUUUCAAAAAGACUCGUUUCUGAGGUGGGUUUUCUGGAAACGCGGUCUCUAGAAAACCUCUUGGAAGGUUUUCAACUUUUCAAGAAUGUUUUCAUCAGAUUUGCCAUCGCAUUGUACCUAGAAGCGCACAAUUUCAUACAUUUCUGAUGAAAAAUGAUUGAGUUAUUGAGAAAUCAGACGAGCGAUUUCACGCAAAAUUGGCCUAUCUUCAAUAAAAGUCAAAUAUCUCGAGAUCGAAAAGGACUUUCAAAAACGUGCACGUAUACUUUUGAAGAGGAACAACCAACGGAUGGAGCAUGCAAAAAUAUUGGCUUUAGCACCUCUGAAAGAGCCUGAGAUAGGUUUGCAAAAGCGAGAUUUUUGAGCCUUAUCUGUUUCGGGCGCUGUCAAAAACCCACUUUUCAGUCUGAAACCUCGGGACUUACUUUUCUAGAUUCAGCUUUCAACGCUGAAUCUAAAACGUUUUAGCGCGAACGUCGAAACCAAAACGUGAAAAAGCUACGGCUGUUUUUCUGAAGUUUCGGACACCUUUGGAAUUUUUUCAAUUUUUCGUCCUGAAAAACUUCUUUCAAAACAUCGGAGCACUUAUAUUCGUGAUCAGCGUCGAAUUCUCUAUCGAACUGUGUAUUAAACAGGCACUUCUAUUUUUUACUGUAACCUUGCAUGCCGUGCAUCUUACAGCUAUAUAACCAUAAUAUUUCGCUUCUUAUAUAAAUAAUAUUUAUACCUGAGCGACAUUCUCUACAAGAUGGCUACUGAAGAAGAUCAGACAGACAUUAAAGUUGAUAAAUUGACAUUAGAAGAUGUAAUUCAGUCCUGUGGUGAGUUCAAUCGUUUCCAGUAUAUAAAUUAUUUCUUCCUUAACUUUAUACCAGUAGUAAGUGGAAUGAUCACCUAUUACUAUGUAUACGGUGUGGCUGACAUACAUUAUCAGUGUCGUCAAUCAUCAGUGGACAAUAGUACCCAAAAUCCAGAUCAGUGUCAAUGUCCUCUGAAACAAUGGACUUACGAUCGAUCAAUAUUUGGCCAUACAUUUACAGAAGAUGGAAAUUUUAUAUGUAGUCGACGUUUUUUGAAAUCAUGGGUGGCUACUGUUUAUCAAAUAGGUGGUAUAACUGUACUUAUCACUGGACGAUUUAGUGAUAAAAUUGGACGACGGAAAAUGAUACAAAUAUUAACUAUCGGUUUAUUAUUGACAACAUCAGUAACUCAACUCGUCAUGCAGUUUGCACCACUCAACUUUAAUGUGAUAUUUGGACUUUUAUUGUUAAAUCAAUUUCUGUCAGCUAUCGAUACGUUUUCACUAGUCUUUCUCCUUCUUAUGGAAUUAACAACCUCCAGACAUACAUCCUUGGCUGGUAAUUUAGCCAUGGUAUCAUUUAGCGUUGGAGAAAUGGUAGUAACUUUAUUUGCUUAUGUAUCUCGACAUUGGUUACUAUUGAAAUGGUUAAUAACAUCACUAAUUGCUUUGAGUAUACCAUAUCUCUAUUUUGUACCCGAAUCACCAUAUUGGCUUUAUUCGAACCACAUAUACAUUCAACUAGAACAUCAAUUACGUCGUAUAGCACAAAUGAAUCAUCGACCAGAAUUAGUAUGGUUUAAUCAAUAUCAAAAACUGAUUGCAAAACCAAGACCGUUAAUAACCAUUCGUACUGUUACUAAACGAUCGAUACUAAAGUAUUUACCAAAAAUAUUUUUGAGUUGCUUCAUUGGGGUAUUAGCCAUGGCAUUGUAUAUUAAAAUUAGUUAUGGUCUAAGUGCAAUGGAUUCAAUAAAUCCGUAUGUGAAUAUUGUUAUUGGUGCGAUUGUUGAAUCCAUUGGGUAUAUUUCGUCAAGUAUCAUGAUUACUACCGUAGCUGGAAGAAAAUAUUCAUUAAUUCUGUACACACUCAUCACGGCUAUAUGUGUAGUCAUUUUACCGUUUCUUUCAUUAAAACAUUCGUCAUUAUUGACAGUUAUGCUUAUUAUUGUAGCCCAACUAGGUAAAUUGACUAUUAGUGGUGCCUUAUCAAUAUCUUGGAUCUAUGUACCUGAAUUAUUUCCAGUUGGUAUUCGGGCGACGGUUAAUGGAUUGUUUGUCUUUUUUACUCGAUUUGGGGCAAUUGCUGCCCCUAUCAUUGAUACAUCACUUUCUGAGAAAUAUUUAUCAAUUACCACUUAUAUUUAUGCCGCGUUAGCAAUAUUAAUGAUCUUGUUGAUAUUUGUCUUUUUACCGGAGACAAGAAAUCGUUCAUUCGAAGAUGAUUUUCCAAUAAAAAGGUCUUCAAUGACACCCGUCAGUGUGCAACAGACAACGGAAUAUGACAUAUGUAGCUAG